AUGAAAUUGACUACAUUACUUAAUCAGCCAAACACCAAGUAGGCCUUCUAAAAUAUAAAAAGAAUGGCAACUCAAAAAAGGAAGCUGGUAUCUUUAGAUGCUUCUAGGAUGAUCAAUGUAAUAUACAUACUCAUUCAGAUACUGAAAAAAUGUACUGCAAGAAUUAGACGGAAUUUUGCAGAGAAGUGUAUAUCGGCCUCUCACCCUUACUAAUUUGCCAUUAUAUCGAAUGAAGAGAUUCAAAAGCUAUAAAAACUCACCUCAAAGGAUAAAGCUAUUACUAUAGAUGGUAUAUCAGACACUUUUAUUAUAUUCGGGUAUAUCCAGAAAUACCUUCAAAAUAGCAAUUCAGACCUGUCACAAUACUUAGCCUUUUCAAAUUUUUAGAAUUAAAACUUUUAAGCAAGAUUUAAAGAUUUCGCGAGCAGCAUCUAAAAUAUGAACAAAAUGGCUUCAUGCCUGAUAGAGGAACAUAAAUAAAUUUAGAGAAAUUGGUUUCUUACUUAGAAAAUGAGAACAGAAAGGAGAGGAAAUUUGUAAUCUUUAUAGAUUUUUCAAAUGCAUAUUGCACCAUCAUCAGAAACAAGUUAUUUUGCAUUAUGAAAGAAAAAUAAGUUUUAAACUUGAACGAAUUAAUAUAUCUAUACUGAUAAUACUUAAGACCCUAUUAAAAAAAGAAUUUGGUGGUUUAAAAAUGCAGUCGUUUAAGGAUCCCCAUUGUCACCAUCACUAUUCAAUAUUUACUUGGAUGAAUUUUUAUAAGAUUUAUCUUCAAAACUGAAAAAGGAGCUGAAUGUUAGAGCCUAUGCAGAUGAUAUAGUUUUUAUUGUAUACGAUAAAGCUGUGGAUCAGUUUAUUUUUUUAUUCGAGGAAAUUAGUAGAUAAUGGAACUUAAAAUUAAAUAAAGCAAAGUCAGGAAAAUUUCUUAUUGGAUAAUGUAAAUCCAGACCAGAAAAUAUAGAGGGUAUAUCAAUCUUGAAGAAUUAUAACCAUCUUGGAAUCAAUCUAACAGAUAAAGCUUCAACAUCUAACUAGAUUAGCAAAAUAAUAGAUAGAAUUAAUAAUUUCUCCAAUAAACUCAAAUGA
This is a messenger RNA of Paramecium octaurelia, 1086 nucleotides long. Lineage: Eukaryota; Ciliophora; Oligohymenophorea; Peniculida; Parameciidae. The record is from the annotation of a GenBank genome assembly.